This is a messenger RNA of Dovyalis caffra, 1593 nucleotides long. The record is from the annotation of a GenBank genome assembly. Lineage: Eukaryota; Viridiplantae; Streptophyta; Magnoliopsida; Malpighiales; Salicaceae.
AUGGAUCGUGUAUCAUCUACCGGUAACAUUUUUCCUGCCGGUCGCGAUGACAUCACAAGCCAAUUUGGAUUGAUUUGGCAAGUGUUGAAAGAACCAUUGAUCGUUCCGGCCUUGAAAUUAUUGGUUGUAGUGUGCUUGGGCAUGUCAAUAAUGCUUUUCAUUGAAAGAGUGUACAUGGGAGUUGUUAUAGUUUUUGUGAAGUUGUUUGGGAAAACAGCAAACAAGAAGUACAAAUGGGAGCCUAUAAAGGAUGAUAUUGAGGUUGGCAAUUCAGCUUAUCCUAUGAUUCUAGUGCAAAUUCCAAUGUACAAUGAAAGAGAGGUUUAUCAAUUGUCUAUUGGAGCUGCCUGUGGACUUUCAUGGCCGUCCGACCGGAUCAUAAUCCAAGUUCUUGAUGACUCAACAGACACUACCAUUAAGAGCUUGGUGGAAGCAGAAUGCCAGAGAUGGGCAAGCAAAGGCAUCGACAUAAAGUAUGAGAUUAGGGACAACAGGAAUGGAUACAAGGCUGGAGCUCUUAAAGAAGGCAUGAAGCACAGCUAUGUUAAGCAAUGUGAUUAUGUGGCCAUAUUUGAUGCUGAUUUCCAGCCUGAACCUGACUUUCUUUGGCGCACCAUACCAUUUCUAGUUCACAAUCAUGAAAUUGCUCUUGUUCAAGCUCGCUGGAAAUUUGUCAAUUCCGAUGAAUGCUUGAUGACAAGGAUGCAAGAAAUGUCACUGGAUUACCAUUUCACAGUGGAGCAAGAAGUGGGGUCUGCAACCUAUGCUUUCUUCGGCUUCAAUGGUACUGCUGGUGUGUGGAGAAUUUCAGCAGUCAAUGAAGCUGGAGGGUGGAAGGAUCGAACAACGGUGGAGGACAUGGAUUUGGCUGUCAGGGCUAGUCUCAAAGGCUGGAAAUUUGUUUAUGUCGGUGACCUCAAGGUGAAAAAUGAACUACCAAGUACUUUCAAAGCUUACCGAUAUCAGCAACACAGAUGGUCUUGUGGGCCUGCAAAUCUCUUCAAGAAAAUGGCAAUCGAAAUCGUCAAAAACAAGAAAGUGUCACUGUGGAAGAAAUGUUAUGUGAUCUACAGUUUCUUCUUUGUCCGAAAGAUUGUGGCACACAUGGUCACAUUUGUAUUCUACUGUGUUGUUUUGCCUGCAACUGUUCUGGUUCCUGAAGUAACUGUUCCUAAGUGGGGAGCUGUCUAUAUUCCUUCCGUUGUAACUCUUCUCAAUGCUGUUGGAACUCCUAGAUCACUCCACCUUAUGUUUUUCUGGAUCCUGUUUGAGAAUGUCAUGUCUCUGCACCGGACGAAGGCGGCAUUCAUAGGUUUGCUGGAGGCAGGAAGAGUGAACGAAUGGGUUGUCACUGAAAAACUUGGAGAUGCUCACAAGGCAAAAUUACCUGGUAAAGCUAACAAGAAACCACGGGUUCGGAUCGGAGAAAGAUUACAUUUGCUAGAACUUUGUGCUGGCGCCUAUCUCUUCUUCUGUGGAUGCUAUGAUUUUGCAUUUGGAAAGAACAGAUACUUCAUAUUCCUCUUCCUCCAAUCUAUUGCCUUCUUCAUUGCAGGAUUUGGUUACAUUGGCACCUUUGUCCCCAACUCUUAG